Messenger RNA from Carica papaya (papaya), 1738 nucleotides. RefSeq names its product Galactosyltransferase family protein. Lineage: Eukaryota; Viridiplantae; Streptophyta; Magnoliopsida; Brassicales; Caricaceae. Gene Ontology annotation, molecular function: galactosyltransferase activity. Gene Ontology annotation, cellular component: Golgi membrane. The record is from RefSeq and is a predicted model, not a curated record.
CAAAGCAUAUAUAAUUUACAGGUGGCCCAUUCCUUCCAUUGUUUCUGAUUGAGCUCACGAAAGCCGCCACCACCACCACUAUCAUCACCAUCUCCAUUUUUUGCGUAUUUAAACAGAAACUUGAUUAGUUUCUGUGGCUGUUGAUGUUGUAGUCUCCUUCGUUGCUGUAGUUAAUGGGGUCCUCUCUGUAAUGCGCCUCUCGGAUUGAAGAGGGAGGAAAGUUGAUUUGGUUCCUUAAAGUUGAAGCUUUCUUUUGUUAAUUCGACAUGGGAAUCGGCAGAACUCAAAAGGCCGUUGCCAAUGGCGUUUCCACCAGAUGGGUUGCUCUCUUCUGCAUCGCCAGCUUUUUGUUGGGUGUUAGUGUUGUCGAUAGGUUUUGGUCUAUUCCUGAUCCAGUCAAAAUGGAUGAGGGAGCUUCUUCCACGGAAGAACAUCAAUCAAAAGCACUUCACCCCAUAGUUAAUUGUGAGAAGAAGGAUGCCUCUGUACAGGAGGGCGAUAUCCUUUCUCAGGUCUCUCAAACUCAUGAUGUAAUCUUGACACUAGACAGAACAAUCUCUUCAUUGGAAAUGCAGCUAGCUGCAGCAAGAGCUGCCAAAGCUGACAGUGAGGUAGGAUCUCCAACAGUUACACAAUCAGGAACUGAGCAGUUGAAGGACCGGCAGAAGGUUUUCUUUGUGAUGGGAAUAAUUACAGCAUUCAGCAGCAGAAAACGACGGGACUCAAUCAGAGAAACUUGGAUGCCAAAAGGCGACGAGUUGAAGAAGUUGGAGAAGGAGAAGGGAAUUAUAAUACGAUUUGUUAUAGGACACAGUGCAACUCCUGGUGGUGUCUUGGAUCGGGCUAUUGAAGCAGAAGAAGAGCAGCACAAGGAUUUCUUGCGAUUGAAUCACAUCGAGGGCUAUCAUGAAUUGUCUUCAAAAACUCAAAUAUACUUCUCAACUGCUGUGGCUAAGUGGGAUGCUGAUUUCUACAUCAAAGUUGAUGAUGAUGUCCACAUUAAUCUCGGGAUGGUUGGUUCCACUUUGGCCCGUCACAGAUCAAAACCGCGUAUUUAUAUUGGUUGUAUGAAGUCUGGACCCGUCCUAGCACAGAAAGGGGUUAAGUACCAUGAACCAGAAUACUGGAAAUUCGGUGAGGAGGGAAAUAAGUAUUUUAGGCAUGCGACAGGGCAAAUAUAUGCAAUCUCCAAAGAUUUGGCAACCUAUAUUUCAGUAAACCGGCACAUACUUCAUAGGUAUGCAAAUGAGGAUGUUUCCCUGGGUUCUUGGUUUAUUGGUCUCGAUGUAGAGCAUAUCGAUGAUAGAAGCCUCUGCUGUGGAACACCCAUGGAUUGUGAGUGGAAAGCCCAAGCGGGCAACCCCUGUGCAGCAUCGUUUGACUGGAGCUGCAGUGGCAUUUGCAAGUCUGUGGAGAGAAUGGAUGAAGUGCACCAGCGGUGUGGGGAAGGUGACGGAGCUAUCUGGCAUACAAGCUUCUGAAACAUGACAUAUGAUGAAUGUAAAUUGAUUAUGUUAGAUCAAACCCUUUGUCGAUACAGUGCCAUCUGCCCGAAUUUUGGUUGUUUGUUGCCUCGGGACAGCUGGUACAUGAUUAAACGAAAUCAAUGAAGAGAAAAUAUGGAUUCUCUUUUGCGAAAAGAGAAGUUAAAGUGAUUUCCCAUGGAUGAAAUUCCAUUUCCAUGUAUUAUAUUAUCGUGCUCCCGAUGCACCAUGCCUUAAAAAGCAAUUAUCGAGUA